This is a messenger RNA of Centropristis striata (black sea bass), 3636 nucleotides long. RefSeq names its product sentrin-specific protease 6-like. Lineage: Eukaryota; Metazoa; Chordata; Actinopteri; Perciformes; Serranidae. Gene Ontology annotation, molecular function: SUMO-specific endopeptidase activity. The coding region runs from base 1017 to 3341 and encodes 774 amino acids. Gene Ontology annotation, cellular component: nucleus; cytoplasm. The record is from RefSeq and is a predicted model, not a curated record. The transcript is spliced from 21 exons. Gene Ontology annotation, biological process: protein desumoylation.
UUUGUUCUGAAUAUACAGUAUAUGUCUGGAGGACUGUCAGUGGAACGUUAUCGGUGACGUAAUGACGUAGGCCGAAGCCGGCCCCGCCCAUGACGUCCCGGAUGUUUUCAUGUCUGUUGUUGCAGCUUGUGUUCGGACCGGCGGUGGACAGAAAUGAGUCUAAACCCGUUUUAUUUAUUUUUACGCUGCGGACAGAACAAACUGUGACCCACAUGAGCUGGCCACAAUGUUCAACAUUUAACAACCAGAACCACAAGUCAGACAGAAGCUAACGGAGCUCCACAAGCUGGCGUUAGGUUGGUAAACUUAGCUUUAGCAUCCUGUUCCCCGCUGACAAUUAGUGCCAUUUUAAUGUAUACGGCUUAAAUGUAAACCUACAUACGCGGCACAAUAAAAUAAUUACUUUUUCUAGAAGCAGUGGGGUGUUGUGGUAAAUACGGCAAACAAAUAAUGUUCCAACUGUAAUUUACAAAUCAAAAAUAUGUACUUUUAUAGUUUGCACUUCCAUCUGGUCUAUGUAAGCUUGCAUUAUAUAUUUCAGUGGGUGAACUGAAGAAAAGAAGUACAGUUUUCAACUAGGUUUACAUAAAGUGUUUAUUUUUUGUGAAUUCAAGACUAAACCUAUGUCACAGAAAACCUGCUAAUUGUUCUGAGAGCUCAAACCUCCAGCAGGUUCCAGCUCAACAAUUAGUACUAUUUUAAUUUUUACUGCUUAAAUUUGAACGUACAUCGGCAGUACAAUAAAAUGAUUAAUUUUUUAUGAAGCAUUGGGGUGUUCUGGUAAACUCGGCAUUCUAAUAAUUCACCGACUGUCAUUUACAAAGCUAAAAUAUCUACUUUUAUAAAUAACUUGCAAGCCCAGCCAUCAUUUAUUUUAAAUCCCAUAUUUCUGAAUCGAGUUUGGUAUGUAACCUCCUCAUGUUGCAUGAUCUCCAAACACCAGCCGGAUGGGACUGUGGCGGUAGUUUAGUGUGUUUUUUGUUAGAGGUCGGGUCUGAGUUUGUUCUGUCUUCAGCAUGGUGUCUUCGUUCAAAAUCCCAAAGAAGAAACAUCCAGCAGGCUCUGACUCCGCCCCGCUACAUGCGUCACCACUGUCCCGCCUCCAGAGCUCCGCCCUCGAGAGUUAUGGGGAUCGGUCCAGCAGAGACGGAGCCGACAGGAUGCAUGGUGGGAGCACACACAGCCCAAACAGAGGAGCAUCGGCAGCCAAUCGAACUGGAGCAUCAGCAGCCAAUCACAGUGAAGGCUGGAGCAGACAACCACAGCGUGGACAGAGAGCUUCAUCGUCCUCCGCCUGUUUUUCAAAUGGAUGGCGUCCUAAGAGAGCGUCAGACCGUCUGCUGCAGCCUGACGUGACUUCAGGGUGUCCGUCUCCACCACAGAAGAAGAGAGACUUCACUGGCUCGACGAAUCAAAGCAUCUCUGUGGAGUCACUGGAUUCUCUGGCAGAGCUGAGAGGUGACAAGCAUCCUCGCAGUUUGAGUUCUUCGACACUGGGUGGGAGAACGUGGAGGAGAGUGGACGCUGCUGAGGGAAAGGGUGAGAAGAAGAACUACUCGCCUCCCUCCAGUGCAGACCAGACAUCAGAAGACGACUUUGUGUUUCCGCCUAGAGCCAGAAACAAACCCUCUGUGAUGUCAAAGAGGACACUGCCGAAACCCAAACGGACUGCGACAGAACCCAUUGUGCUGUCGAGUGAAGAGGAGGGUGAAGACGAAGGAGACGGAGGAGACGAAGGAGACGGAGGACAGAGGAAGUCUCGUUGUCGGGUGAAUGUAUCCACUCAGAUACGGGUUUCUUCUUCUGAAGCUGAAGAACAAGAAUACAAUCUGCUGCCGCCUCCUUCCUUCCUGCAGCUGGACUUCGCCUCACUUCACGCCGGCCUCGUGCACGCUGAUGGCAACGGGAAGAUGACUAUCACUGGAAGCGGCAUCACUCUUCCUCUGAGAGGAGCUGACGAGGGGGAGGUCAGCGUGGUGGCGUCGCAGCUUCGGGGUUAUGGUGUGUGGGACGGGGGCGUGGCUCGGGGCGGCGCCCUGCUGGCUGGCUGGAAAGGCCCCGCCCCCUCGCUGAUCUUCCUGUGGGUGACUGACGCUCAGGCCAACCUGCUGCAGAGGGAGCUGACGGCCAUUCAGACCGCCGGCACCGCAGCAGGCCCGCCGUGUUCCCUCCUCCUGCUGGUACUGAAGGAGCAACUGCAGGAGCUCCAGGCCGCCCUGCUGGCCUCCAUCCUGGACAUGGAGGAGUACAGGAGCGGCUUCUCCUCCGGUGGUCCAACCUCCCCUCUGGAGUGGACCGACGGGCUGCUUCUCCUCCACAGCUGUCCUCCUCCUCUGGAUCAGCACCUCCUGGGGCUGCUGGGCCUUCAGCAACAGUCCAAGGUGAAAAAGAAGCAGGAGAACACCAAGUCCGACCAGAACUCGUCUGGUCUGCAGCAGCUUCCCACCAGGUUGAUCCGGUACCCGGCUGCCCCCUCUAAAGGCCGGAUCACUGUGACGAAGGAAGAUCUGGCCCGUCUGGGCAGUGGCGAGUUCCUUAACGAUGUCCUCAUCGACUUCUACCUCAAGUAUCUCCUCCUGGAGGGUGUGGGGGGCGCCGUGGCCCAGAGUAGUUACGUCUUCAGCAGCUUCUUCUACACACAGCUAAGCAGACGGCGAGCCGCCGGAGAGGCCGACGCCCCCUCUGUCCCUGAUCGUCACGUGAGGCAUCGGCGGGUGAAGAGGUGGACCCGCCACGUCGACAUCUUCACCAAAGACUUCCUGUUUGUGCCUGUCAAUCAAGACGCUCACUGGUACCUGCUGGUGGUCUGCUUCCCGGGUCUGGAGGAGGUUCAGUACGAGCCGUUCCACAGUGCGACAGGUGGAUCGCAUCGAGCGGCGGGUCAAAGUUCAUCUUUCAGUCUGAGAUCGCAGCAGCGACCGGAGUGCACUCAGCAGAGCUGGCGGGGCGACACGGUGUUAAAGCGGCCGUGCAUCCUGGUGAUGAACUCACUGAAGCUUUCGGACCACGAGAACGUCUGCAGACUCGUCAGAGACUACCUGCAGGUGGAGUGGGAGGUCCGCAGGGGGACACCGCGUCUCUUCACAUCGGACCGCAUGAGGAGCUCUAACUGCAGAGUCCCUCAGCAGGACAACAGCAGCGACUGUGGCCUGUACCUGCUGCAGUACGCAGAGAGCUUCCUGCAGGACCCUGUGGUGAACUUUGACCUCCCGUUACGGUUGGACCACUGGUUUCCACGGCAGCGUGUGCGGCAGAAGCGCAAGGAGAUACAAACUGUGAUCGUGAGGAUGCACCAGAGUCAGAACAAAGAAACCAAAAAACAAAGCACACCGAGCCAUUAAUAGGGCUACUGCAGGUAAAAUAAUUAUAGUUAUUAUUUUUAUUAUUAAUAUUCAGAGAAAAAAAUCUCAAAUAUUCUCUAACAUUAAAGAAGCAAAUUUUGAAGGAAAAACUCUGACUUUUUUUUCUUGCAAACUUACAACUUUAAUCUAAUAUUUCCCUGUUUUCAUUUCUUAUUUCACUUGAAAUACUCCAUCUUAUAAUUCACCUGUGCAAUAAAUUAUUUAUAUUUUUUCUACGUUGUUAAUUUGACUUUGAUGUCCAGAAGAUGUUUGUUAAAUAAAAGUUUUAAUCAAA